This is a messenger RNA of Opisthorchis viverrini, 315 nucleotides long. RefSeq lists its product as hypothetical. NCBI's taxonomy places the organism in Eukaryota, Metazoa, Platyhelminthes, Trematoda, Opisthorchiida, Opisthorchiidae. The record is from RefSeq and is a predicted model, not a curated record. The transcript has a single exon. The coding region runs from base 1 to 315 and encodes 104 amino acids.
AUGGCAAACAUUCAUGGCUGCUUUGAGCAUGCGAGUCUAUGCUUCUCUCAUCAGACAACUUCACGAACUCCAGAGGACCCCAUGUGUUGCAUGAGUGAGUGGGACGGUGGCAAUGAACCGGCUGCAUCAAUCCUGAUCGUCUUCACUCUGAAUAGACCCCAACGAAGCCAUAUGGAAAGUGUGGCACUGAAAUACCUACCUAGCCUGUACAACCUAAAGCAGUACAUCAUCGGCAACAAAAACUUCCCUGUACGAUGUUUAAUGGCUCGUCAGGUGGCCCGUUUCGAAGCAAUCUGCUCAUCGGAAUACCGAUAA